UCAGAUCUUGAAGCAUAGGGUGAAGGUUUCUCUUCACGGUGCAUGGACGGAAAGCCAAUGCGCAGGUGUACCAGUACUCGACCAGGAGAGACCGGAAUGGAUGUGACUAGCCGUUGCACACUUGGAGAUCCUAACAAACUGCCAGAAGGGGUGCCACAGCCUGCUCGCAUGCCCUACAUUUCUGACAAGCACCCUCGACAAACCUUGGAAGUCAUCAAUCUUCUGAGGAAGCACCGGGAAUUGUGUGAUGUGGUGCUAGUAGUUGGUGCAAAGAAGAUCUACGCCCACAGGGUGAUUCUAUCAGCCUGCAGCCCUUACUUCCGAGCCAUGUUCACUGGGGAACUGGCAGAGUCUCGGCAGACAGAAGUAGUAAUUAGAGACAUCGAUGAAAGGGCCAUGGAACUGCUGAUUGACUUUGCAUACACCUCUCAGAUCACUGUAGAAGAGGGAAAUGUCCAGACCUUGUUGCCAGCUGCUUGCCUUCUCCAGUUGGCUGAGAUCCAGGAGGCCUGCUGUGAGUUCCUUAAGAGACAGUUGGACCCUUCCAAUUGCCUGGGCAUCCGAGCUUUUGCUGACACUCACUCAUGCCGUGAACUGUUAAGGAUUGCUGACAAGUUCACACAGCAUAACUUCCAGGAGGUAAUGGAAAGUGAGGAGUUCAUGCUGCUUCCUGCCAAUCAGCUCAUAGAUAUUAUAUCCAGUGACGAGUUAAAUGUUCGCAGUGAAGAGCAGGUGUUCAAUGCAGUGAUGGCCUGGGUGAAAUACAGCAUUCAGGAAAGAAGACCCCAGCUGCCACAGGUCCUGCAGCAUGUCCGUCUACCACUCCUGAGUCCCAAGUUUCUUGUGGGUACAGUGGGUUCUGAUCCGCUUAUUAAGAGUCCUGUUUUGCACAGGGAUCUAGUGGAUGAAGCUAAAAACUAUCUCCUGUUGCCCCAAGAGCGUCCACUGAUGCAAGGACCAAGAACUAGGCCACGCAAACCCAUCCGCUGUGGAGAAGUGCUCUUUGCAGUGGGGGGCUGGUGUAGUGGAGAUGCAAUUUCCAGUGUUGAGCGCUAUGACCCUCAAACCAAUGAGUGGCGGAUGGUGGCUUCCAUGAGCAAAAGACGCUGUGGUGUUGGAGUCAGUGUUUUGGAUGAUCUUCUUUAUGCUGUGGGAGGCCAUGAUGGUUCCUCUUAUCUUAACAGCGUAGAAAGGUAUGAUCCGAAGACCAAUCAGUGGAGCAGUGACGUGGCCCCCACCAGUACCUGCAGAACCAGCGUUGGAGUAGCAGUUCUUGGAGGCUACCUCUAUGCUGUGGGUGGCCAGGAUGGUGUCUCUUGUCUAAACAUUGUAGAAAGGUAUGAUCCCAAAGAAAACAAAUGGACUCGAGUGGCUUCUAUGAGCACCAGGCGCCUGGGAGUUGCAGUGGCUGUGCUAGGGGGCUUCCUUUAUGCUGUGGGAGGCUCUGAUGGAACUUCUCCUCUCAAUACUGUGGAACGCUACAAUCCCCAGGAGAACCGCUGGCACACAAUUGCUCCUAUGGGGACAAGGAGGAAGCACCUGGGCUGUGCAGUAUACCAAGACAUGAUUUAUGCUGUGGGAGGCAGAGAUGACACUACAGAGCUCAGCAGUGCUGAGAGAUACAACCCUCGAACCAACCAGUGGUCUCCUGUUGUGGCCAUGACAUCCCGCCGGAGUGGAGUUGGCCUUGCCGUGGUGAAUGGACAGCUGAUGGCAGUGGGGGGAUUUGAUGGCACAACAUACUUGAAGACCAUUGAGGUGUUUGAUCCAGAUGCUAACACAUGGAGGUUGUAUGGUGGGAUGAACUAUCGGCGGCUGGGAGGAGGAGUAGGUGUUAUCAAAAUGACACACUGUGAAUCCCAUAUAUGGUAAGCAUCAAGAGGGAGGGAGACCCCUUGGUUCUCAUUCCUAGAAAAACUGAAGAGACUUGUUGACACUGGACCUCUUUGCACCUCUAGUAUGCACAGUCUAGAUCCAAUAUAACUCUUUGCCAGUGACUCUUUCUAUGGAAUCGUAAAAAUGACUUCUGUGAGAGUGUGCCCGAUGGGAGACCACGUUGUCAGACUCCAGGGAACCACUGGACAAAAGUAGAAGUGUUGCAUAUGUCCGUAUUUUUUCUAAAUAGUCUACAUUUUUGAAUAAACCAAACUGUAAAAGUUACUGUAGCGUAAACACUGCUGAUGUAGAAACUAUAUGCUACACUGGGAGUCUGGCAAGGAGGUUUCCUGCCUUCCCUCCUGCUGUGUGAGCAGUGGAUGUGGCAGCUGUGUGGUGCGUGAAAAGAGGAAGGCGAUACAGAAAACUUUGCUUUUGCCUUAUUUACAGAGAGCUUCAAAAAA
Messenger RNA from Nestor notabilis (Kea), 2339 nucleotides. RefSeq names its product kelch-like family member 20 (gene KLHL20). Gene Ontology annotation, molecular function: protein binding. The coding region runs from base 43 to 1872 and encodes 609 amino acids. Lineage: Eukaryota; Metazoa; Chordata; Aves; Psittaciformes; Psittacidae. The transcript is spliced from 11 exons. The record is from RefSeq and is a predicted model, not a curated record.